Messenger RNA from Danio rerio (zebrafish), 1383 nucleotides. NCBI's taxonomy places the organism in Eukaryota, Metazoa, Chordata, Actinopteri, Cypriniformes, Danionidae. The record is from RefSeq and is a predicted model, not a curated record.
AUGGUUGGAAGAGGAGCACAGGAGCCGCUUCGUCUGGUUCUGCUCGGCCUUCAGGGAGUCGGCAAGAGUGCAGCCGGAAACACCAUUCUGAACAAAGAGGAGUUCCACUCAGACAUCAGUGCCGCUUCCCUCACAUUAACAAGUGAACAGAAGGAUGCUGUUGUCUUUGGGAGGAGAGUGACUGUUGUGGACACUCCUGGCAUUUUAAACUGUGAUGAGCCUAAUGCUCAUGUGAAGCAAGAAGUGCUAAGAGCCUUGAAUCUGUGUGAUCCCGGACCCCACGCUAUUCUCCUGGUUAUUCAGCUGGGCCGCUUCACUGAGCAGGAAAGACGAGUGAUGGACACUCUACAGAAGAUCUUGUGCUCAAAUUAUCAUGUGUUCAAUAAUACUGACAGAGAAAACAAACGCCAGGUCAGCGAGCUCUUUGAGAAACUGGACCAUCAGAUAGGAAAGAGAAAGCAGCGACAUCCAUGUGAGGAGCUCAGGAUUGUUCUCUUGGGGAAGACUGGAGUUGGGAAAAGUGCAGCUGGAAACACCAUUCUAGGCGCAGAAUAUUUCAAAGAGGAUUUUUCAUCUUUAUCCAUGACGAAAGUGUGCUGGAAGGCUACAAAGAACAUUAACAGCACAAAGGUCGCUGUUAUUGACACACCAGGUUUGUUUGACCGCAGCUUUACUAUAGAGGAGAUAGUCAGCAGGAUUAAGCUCUCCAUCCCUCUUUCUGCUACCGGUCCACACGUCUUCCUUCUGGUGCUUCGGCCUGGCCGAUUCACAAAAGAAGACAAAGACACGGUGGACAUCUUUGUCAAGAUCUUUGGAGAAGAUGCAGGUAAACAUUUCAUGAUUUUGUUUACACAUGGAGACGAGUUGAAGGGGAAAACUAUUGAAGAGUUUAUCACUGGAAAUCCUGAUUUGAAGAUGCUCUUUGAGAAAUGCCAGGAGCAAUACCAUGUUUUCAAUAAUAAAGUCAAGGAUGCCCUGCAGGUUGAUCAACUUUUUGAGAAAAUGCAAAAGGUGAUUUCUGGAAAUGGAGGACACUUUUACACCAGUGAAAUGCUUGAGAAGGCAGAGAAUGCCAUUGAGGAGGAGAAAAGGCGAAUCUUGCUAGAAAAUGAAGAGCAGAGGAGCCGGGAACUGGAGAUGCUGAAAACCAGCUUUGAAGCAGAGGCUCUGAAACAGGCCAUGACAGAGCUGUGGGAAAGACACGAGAGAGAGGCCAGAGAAAAGGCUGAGAGAAACAACAGAUAUCUUCAAAUAAUUGCAGAGUUUCUGGCUGCUGCUCUUGAAAAGUUCAUUAUGAGGAAACUUGGGCAUAAUCAAUAAGUGGUCUACAGCUGUUAGAUCAGGGGUGUCAAACUCAAUUCCUGGAGGGCCAAAGCCCUGCAC